CGAUAAUAUCUUUGAAAUCUUAAAUAAAUAAUAAUGUCGAAAGUUUCAUAACAAAAUAAAACCCUCUACGGUCGUCAUUCAAAUUUCAAAGGUUACAGGUAUAGUGGACAUUGGCCGUGACCUGUCAUUAAAUGCUUUUGCGCGUUGUUAUUCGUCGCAAGACGAUUCGAGUUUUGUGCCAAUACAACAUUUUCAUUUUGUAACACUUAUUUCCGGAACGAAUGAAAACAAUGGAAAACGACUCGCCUAACUUGUUUGACAGCGAACCGAUGUCGGUAAAGCUGGCUUUUCCCGAAAACGCCAGCAGCAACAACGAUGACAUAUUGACUGAGAUAUUAGAAGAAAUACAUGAAGAAGACCGCACACCACCUAUCGUAGAAAAUGACAGCCAGAUGACUGACUGUAAUAUUGAUAAACCACCUAUUGGUACCUUUGAAUAUCACACCGAUGAUUCGGAUGGCGAAAAUGACAAUUUGCUGGUGGACGCCGAUCCGGACCAGUCAACUGAAUCGCUGAAAGAGGAUUCCCCAAAUGUCAAGACAAAAGAUAUCCAUAAGGGGCUACCGCCUGGUCGAGUGAAGUUAAUCAUGAAAAUGGACCCGGACGUCAAUAUAGUGGCUGGCGAUGCAGUGUUCCUGCUCACAAAGGCGACGGAGCAAUUUGUUGGGCUUUUGGCGCAACACUGUCACAAAGAGAUGGUAGCAACCAACAAAAAAACAUUGCAAAAGAAGCAUAUCGACACUGUGAUUGAAGAAAAUGUACCAUUUGAAUUCUUAGAAGGUGCGUUAGAUUGGUAAAACCAUUUUAAUUAUGUACACUAUUUUUUUCCUUUAUACAUUUUGUAUUAUAAUAAUAAAUUAAUAUAAUAUGUCAAUAUAACAAUAUUAAUUUGAUAAAAAUAAUAAAAUGGUCUCAAUUACUGACCAAACUAUCCACAUUAA
Molecule: messenger RNA, 941 nt
Organism: Rhopalosiphum padi (bird cherry-oat aphid)
Lineage: Eukaryota; Metazoa; Arthropoda; Insecta; Hemiptera; Aphididae
Exons: 2
Coding region: 222-797 (191 amino acids)
Cellular component (GO): epsilon DNA polymerase complex; nucleus
Molecular function (GO): protein heterodimerization activity
Source: RefSeq, a predicted model, not a curated record